UCUAUUUCGAUCUCCGCUUAUAAAAAUUUCAUCUUUAAUGAAGGCCACCAAUCAUCCUUGCCUUACCCCUUCCCUCCUCUUCAUCGCUCUUGCUACUGCCCUUAUCUGACUACCUUCCUUCAUCUUCCUCUUUUCUCAGAACAACCCAAGAGCCCACUUCUGAAAUUUAAUGCAAUGGAAGGUACUCUCUUCCCCAACAAACCAGUUUAUCCAAUCCCCACAAAGAGACCUCAACAGCCAAAUCCACCUCUCAAAUUCAGCUCUGCUAAACUUCCACCAUCACCACCUCCUCCUCCCUCCUCUCCUCAGCUUCCUUCCCGUUUUGAUUCUCUCCUUCAACACCUUCUCCAUCUUUCUUCUCCACCCAGUAACACCAGGUUGCCUUCUCUUCAAAUUUCUGGUGAUUUGACCAAGAAACAGCUUCAACCGGCUCCCCACAGAAAACCCAACUCUUUUCUUGAAUUUGAAGUUGACAAAGAAGAAGAUAAAGAUGUUUCUGAUAGUGGGUUUCUUGAAUACUUAUCAAGAAAGGGUAAGUUGAUUCUUGGUUCAAUUAUUGAACAGCCUUUGCAUAGUUUGGCUUCUUUCUUUGAUUCUUCCAAAUAUGAGUUGCUUCAAGUUGAUUUGAUUAGUCUCUUGAAAGCCUUAGACUAUUCUGGAAAUUGGGAAAAGGCCCUUUUGUUGUUUGAAUGGUCUGUUUUGAAUUUAGGAACUGCAAAUGAGAAAAUUGACCGCCAUGCUAUUGAACUGAUGGUGAGGAUUCUUGGUAGAGAGUCGCAGCAUACUGUUGCAUCUAAGCUGUUUGAUGUAAUUCCGCUUGAUGACUACGUACUGGAUGUUCGAGCUUACACAACCAUUCUUCAUGCAUAUUCUCGAACUGGCAAGUACCACAGAGCAAUUGAAAUAUUUGAGAGAAUGAAUGAGUCUGGUUUGUCGCCAAGUUUGGUCACUUACAAUGUAAUGCUUGAUGUUUACGGAAAAAUGGGUCGGUCUUGGGACAAAAUCUUAGAGCUAUUAGAUGAGAUGAGAAGUAGAGGACUUGACUUUGAUGAGUUUACUUGCAGUACUGUUUUAUCUGCUUGUGGAAGAGAGGGACUGAUAGAUGAAGCGAAAGAAUUCUUUUCUGGAUUGAAAUCUGAGGGUUAUAAACCUGGGACUGUUACAUAUAAUGCUUUAUUGCAUGUUUUUGGGAAGGCAGGGAUUUUCUCAGAGGCCUUAAGUGUCUUGAGUGAAAUGGAGGAAAAUAAUUGCCCUCCUGAUGCUGUGACUUAUAAUGAGGUCGUGGCAGCUUAUGUGAGAGCAGGAUUUCAUGAGGAAGGAGCUGUUGUCAUUGAUGCAAUGGCUUCUAAAGGAAUUAUGCCUAAUGCUGUUACAUACACUACCAUAAUAAAUGCUUAUGGUAGGGUAGGAGAUAUCGAUAAGGCUCUAGAAAUGUUUGACCAGAUGAUGGAGUUGGGUUGUGUUCCUAAUGUGGCUACUUACAAUGCUGUCCUUGGCAUGCUAGGGAAAAAAUCACUAUCAGAGGAAAUGAUGAAGAUACUUGGCCAUAUGAAAUUAAAUGGAUGUUCUCCUAAUCAUAUUACAUGGAACACAAUGCUUGCCAUGUGUGGAAAGAAGGGUAUGCACAAAUAUGUGAAUCAAGUAUUUCGGGAAAUGAAAAAUUGUGGGUUUGAGCCUGACAGGGACACAUUUAAUACUUUGAUUAGUGCAUAUGGAAGGUGUGGUUCGAAUAAUGAUGCUGCAAAAAUGCACGAGGAGAUGAUUAAAGCAGGAUUUUCUCCAUGUAUUAAUACGUAUAAUGCACUUUUGAAUGCUCUGGCUCGUCGGGGUGAUUGGAAAGCUGCAGAAUCGGUCAUUCUAGACAUGAGGAAUAAGGGCUUCAGGCCCAGUGAGACCUCAUAUUCAUUGAUGGUUCAUUCUUAUGCAAAGGGAGGCAAUGUGAAAGGGAUAGAAAUGAUCGAGAAAAGUAUUUAUGAUGGUGAUAUCUUCCCUAGCUGGAUGCUUUUGAGAACCCUUGUUCUUGCAAACUUCAAGUGUAGAUCACUAACAGGCAUGGAAAGGGCAUUUCAGGCAUUACAAAAACAUGGAUACAAACCUGAUUUGGUUUUAUGUAAUUCCAUGCUUUCAAUUUUUGCCAAGAACAAUAUGUAUGACAGAGCUCAUGAAAUGCUGCGUUUGAUUCAUGAUGCUGGGUUGCAGCCAGAUCUUGUAACCCACAAUAGUUUAAUGGACAUGUAUGCUAGAGGGGGAGACUGCUGGAAAGCAGAAGAGGUACUGAGGAUGCUACAAACAUCUGGUGGGAAACCAGAUCUUGUUUCAUAUAACACUGUCAUCAAAGGUUUUUGUAGAAAAGGGCUCAUGCAGGAGGGUAUAAGAAUUCUAUCUGAGAUGACAUCUAUAGGAGUUGGACCAUGUAUUUUCACAUACAAUACUUUUAUCUCGGGCUAUGCAGCACAGGGAAUGUUUACAGAAAUAAAUGACGUGAUUAGCUACAUGAUUGAGCACAACUGCAGACCAAAUGAGCUAACCUAUAAGAUUGUGGCAGAUGGUUAUUGUAAAGCAAGAAGAUAUGAUGAAGCCAUGGACUUUGUCUCAAAGAUAAAGGAUGUAGAUGACACUUUCGGUGAUCAGUCUGUGCGAAGACUUGUUUCUCGGGUUCGCAACUAUCUGGAAUCACGAUAACUUGGAGAUCUGAGCUUGUGCAGUAUCCCAAUUGGAUGAGAUUCAUCAUUUGGGCAGCUUCAGGAAUAGUCAAUUCUGUGAGGAGAAAAUGUGAGCUUGUUUCUAGUUUUCUUCAUGUAGGAUCCCCUUGUCAUACAUGUACAAUAGCAAUUUUGCUUAAAAACAAAAUUUAGGUAUAUAUGUGUUCUCAGUAUGUAAGGUUUGUCAAUUGGAAUUUCCAUCCCCAACUUUCCUUGAUUUUUUCUGUCAGGGAAAUUAUGGUGCCUUCUGUAAUUCAUGCCAUCACUUUUUGGAAUGGCUGUAAAAACUGAAAACCACUAUAAACAUAAAUAGAAGGGGCCUUUAUGAUUCUCA
Messenger RNA from Ricinus communis (castor bean), 3036 nucleotides. Its product is annotated as pentatricopeptide repeat-containing protein At2g18940, chloroplastic. The transcript has a single exon. Bases 175 to 2682 code for a protein of 835 amino acids. NCBI's taxonomy places the organism in Eukaryota, Viridiplantae, Streptophyta, Magnoliopsida, Malpighiales, Euphorbiaceae. The record is from RefSeq and is a predicted model, not a curated record. Gene Ontology annotation, molecular function: protein binding.